GGGCUGGGUGUGGUGUUACUAUAAAAGACAAGAAUUGAUCCUCCAAAGAUCAGUGUUCGGUACUCAAUUGGAAGUUUUGUGUUAAGCGACAAAAAUCGUUCCGGUAACAUAGAAGUCCAAGUUGAUAGUAAACCUACAAAAAUGUACUCAAAAAUGAUCACUGUUCUGGCUUUGGCCGCCGUAGCAAUUGCGGCGCCUCAGCAUCAGGAAGCUGCCCGAUACCCAGCUGGAGUAGAUCCAGCUGCUUGCCCAUCAUACCCGAACUGCGACAACGCUGCUCUGCACAACAAGAACCCACACAACAAUCAUGCUGCUAACCACUGGAACCCGAACUGGAAUGCGGCUCCACAGCCAGCCUGGAAUGCAGCCCCUCAGCAUGCCUGGAAUGCUGAACCAAGCUGGAACGCUGCCCCACAGCCUGCCUGGAAUGCACAGCCUGCCUGGAAUGCACAGCCUUCCUGGAAUGCACAGCCUGCGUGGAAUGCUCAUGCUCAGCCAAGCUGGAAUUCAUAUCCGGCUGUAACUGGGCCUGCUCACAACCAUCUGGCUGCUCCUGCUCCGUCUGCCGGUGGUGACAAGUACCCGGCUGGUGUGAACCCGCACAGCUGCCCGAACUACCCAUUCUGUGAUAACUCUGCCCCAGCUGGAGCUCCCCAUGCUGCCCCUCUGCCAGGAUAUACUGAACGACAGUACCCAGCUGGAGUGUCCCCACACAGUUGCCCAAACUUCCCAUACUGCAACUAAACUGUGAUCUGUGCAUUUUGUGUAGCUAGAUACUCAUGCUAACAUUUCAUUAUGUCCCAGAACACAUCGUUUAUUUUCCAGUUCUAGGACAGUUCCCUUUUUGUCACCCACAUACACUGCCAUGCUUGUUUUGUGUAAAUAAUGUUCCAUAGGUUUGUGAACCAUUGAUGUUGAUGUGUCUGCGAUAAGAUGUGUAGAUUUGUGAACCAUGUUUGUGUUGUGCAGAAAAGAUAAGAAUUUAAUUGAAAUUAAACGCAAAUUGAGAUUUAA
This is a messenger RNA of Topomyia yanbarensis, 1014 nucleotides long. RefSeq names its product pupal cuticle protein. Gene Ontology annotation, molecular function: structural constituent of cuticle. NCBI's taxonomy places the organism in Eukaryota, Metazoa, Arthropoda, Insecta, Diptera, Culicidae. The transcript has 3 exons. The record is from RefSeq and is a predicted model, not a curated record. Bases 142 to 744 code for a protein of 200 amino acids.